Molecule: messenger RNA, 2215 nt
Organism: Zalophus californianus (California sea lion)
Lineage: Eukaryota; Metazoa; Chordata; Mammalia; Carnivora; Otariidae
Gene: PLCZ1
Product: phospholipase C zeta 1
Exons: 14
Coding region: 260-2161 (633 amino acids)
Biological process (GO): lipid metabolic process; intracellular signal transduction; positive regulation of cytosolic calcium ion concentration involved in egg activation
Cellular component (GO): nucleus
Molecular function (GO): phosphatidylinositol-4,5-bisphosphate phospholipase C activity
Source: RefSeq, a predicted model, not a curated record
CAGACCCAAAGAAAAACAUGACAGUCACCUGACAGCGUGGUACCCAGCCAACCAGCUGUACAUAUUUUGAAGAUUUUAAGAACUUAACCUCCUGAACAGCCUUCUUCAAAAGUGAAAAGGGGCAGAGGCAACAGCUGAUGAAUAUCAAGAAAUUCCUUUACUACAAAAGGGCAGAGUUAACUAUAUGUGGAACCUGUGACAACACGUAAUGGGGAGAGACUUCUAAGCAAGGAGAAACGGAACAACAGGUCAUGAAAAUAUGGAGAACAAAUGGUUUUUGUCAAAGAUUCGGGAUGAAUUUAAAGGUGGAAAAAUUAAUGUAGAAAAAACUUACAGAUUACUUGAAAAAUUAGAUAUUCCGUGCAAUUAUAUUCAUGUGAAGUCUGUUUUCAAGGAUAAUGACAGGCUGAAGCAAGGAAGAAUCACCAUAGAAGAAUUUAGAUCAAUUUAUCGAAUUAUUGCACACAGAGAAGAAAUUAUUGAGAUUUUCAACACGUAUUCUGGAAACCAGAAAUUUCUUUUUGAAAAAAACCUGCUUCAAUUUUUGAUACAAGAACAGUAUGCGCUUGACAUGACCACAAAUAUUGCUUUUGAGAUCAUUCAAAAAUAUGAGCCUAUUGAAGAAGUUAAGAGAGCACACCAGAUGUCAUUUGAAGGUUUUAUAAGAUACAUGGGUUCACCUGAAUGUCAAAUACUUAAAACUGACUGUGGAAAAGUUUAUCAAGAUAUGAAUCAUCCAUUAAAUGAUUAUUUUAUUUCAAGUUCACAUAAUACAUACUUGGUAUCUGACCAGUUACUGGGACCAAGUGACCUUUGGGGAUAUGUAAGUGCCCUUGUGAAAGGAUGUCGUUGUCUGGAAAUUGACUGCUGGGAUGGAUCACGAAAUGAACCUGUUGUAUACCAUGGUUAUACACUCACCAGCAAGCUUCUGUUUAAAACUGUUAUCCAAUCGAUACAGAAAUAUGCAUUCAUAACGUCUGACUACCCAGUGGUGCUCUCUUUAGAGAACCACUGCUCCCCUUCCCAACAAGAAGUGAUGGCAGACAUUUUGCAGUCUGUUUUUGGAGAUGCCUUGCUUUCUGAUAUGCUUGAUGAUUUUCCAGACAAACUACCUUCACCAAAGGCAUUAAAAUUCAAAAUAUUAGUUAGAAACAAGAAAAUAGGAUCCUUAAGGGAAACCCGUGAAAGAAAAGGUUCUGAUAAGCAUGGUCAGGUAGAGGAAUAUGAAGAGAUAGAUCAAGAUGUGGACGAUGAAGUCAAAGAAUCAAAAGCAUUGGCUAUUUUAGAAGACGAUUCACAGAAGGAACCAGGGGCAAUUAUUGCAGCUGGAUUACCACUUUUCAGGAGAAGGAGGGUAAAAGUGGCUAUGGCCCUAUCUGAUCUUGUCAUUUAUACCAAAGCUGAGAAGUUCAUAAGCUUUCAGCAUUCAAGACUGUAUCAGCAAUUUAAUGAAAGUAAUUCUAUUGGGGAGUCAGAAGCCCGAAAACUUUCAAAGUUGAAAGGCCACGAGUUUAUUCUUCACACCAGCAAGUUCAUUACCAGAAUUUAUCCCAAAGCAACAAGAGCAGACUCCUCUAAUUUUAAUCCUCAAGAUUUUUGGAAUAUAGGUUGUCAAAUGGUGGCCUUAAAUUUCCAGACCCCUGGUCUGCCUAUGGAUCUUCAAAAUGGGAAAUUUUUGGAUAAUGGUUGUUCUGGAUAUAUCUUGAAACCACAUUUCCUAAGAGAUAUUAAAACAGAGUUUAAUCCAAAUGAAACACCAAAAGACAUUGAUCCAGUUACACUUACGAUAAGGCUCAUCAGUGGUAUCCAAUUACCUCCCAGUAACCAUUCAUCAUCUAACAAAGCUGACACAGUAGUGGUUCUAGAAAUUUUUGGUGUUCCAAAUGAUCAUGUGAAACGGCAGACUCGUGUAAUUAAAAGAAAUGCUUUUUGUCCAAGAUGGAAUGAAACAUUCACAUUCAUUAUUCAGGUGCCAGAAUUGGCUCUGAUACGUUUUGUUGUUGAAAAUCAAAGUUUAAUAACUGGAAAUGAAUUUCUUGGCCAAUAUACGUUACCAGUUCUAUGCAUGAACAAAGGUUACCGUCGUGUUCCUCUGUUUUCCAAAAUGGGUGAGAGUCUUGAGCCGGCUGCACUGUUUAUUUAUGUGUGGUACGUCAGAUAGCAACUAAUAGUACCUGGCAGAUCAUUGGCUGUACAUCGUAAUAAAACAGCCAAA